CCGGAAACUUCCUUCUUAUCGAAUAAACAACAGUUUUGUGCAUCUAUUCAACUUGGCUUAGGGAGGACGCAUCGUUACCAAGUGUCGUCAGAGUGCAAAAGAAAAAGUCUAUCUGUAACGUGUGGCAGAUUCUUUCCAUCCCAAGUUGUUUUUUACUCCGUUAUUUCUUUGGUCAGCGUGUAUCCUGCCUAACAAUCAAAACAAAUGAGAAUGACAUCGUCGACAAAAAUAAUGCUGAUAGCUUGCGGUUCGUUCAGUCCGCCAACACCAAUGCACUUUCGGAUGUUUGAAAUUGCGCGCGAUCACAUCCAGCAGAUGGGACAGGGGCAGGUCGUCGGUGGGAUAGUAUCGCCGGUGCAUGAUUCAUACGCGAAGAAAGGACUCGUGUCCGCUACACACCGUUGUGCAAUGAUUAAGAUUGGAUUGAAGUCGUCGGACUGGAUCCAUCUGUCCGAUUGGGAAACGCAACAGGAAGAGUGGACACGAACUCGUCAAGUGUUGCAGUACCAUCAGAACUACAUAAAUUCGUACUUAAAAGAUACUAAUGGGACCAUCAACAACCAGCACAUACCCGCCUGGAUACCGGAAGGCAUCAAGCGAGCGGGCGGCCAGGUGCAACUGAAGCUACUGUGUGGUGCCGAUUUGCUCGAAUCGUUCGCAACUCCGGGCUUGUGGAAAGAUGAGGAUUUGGAGGCGAUUCUGGGAUAUCAUGGCGUUGUGGUCAUUUCCCGAGCUGGAUCCAACCCGGAGCAGUUUAUCUUUAAUUCCGAUCUGCUGAGUCGGUAUCGACGCAACAUAACGAUCGUUACGAACUGGGUGACGAACGACGUAAGCUCAACGCUGAUACGAAGGUUAUUGAGCCGGGGUCUUUCGGUGAAGUACCUGCUAGACGACCAUGUAACCGAGUACAUACGCAAGUUUGGGCUGUUUGGAUCGAACAACGACACUAAGUACAUUUUAACACCGGGUAGUGCAACGGAGGCGAUGAGCAUUUCGCCCAUCUCACCCAUCAACGAUCCGGAUCUGUACAUCGAGCAUCAAAACCAGCGCAACAAGCUCGGUUCGUCCUGUGAGGCAAUGGAUGAGACGGAUUUCCCCAUACCGCCCAUACCGGUCGGUGCGCCGACCACACUGAACAAGGUGUUUUGUUGCGCCAAUGAUUCUAAACCCACUACCGGUCGCGGUGCAACGUUUCUUGGCCGACCGGGCAGUGCCGUACAGAUCAUAACAACGGCAGCCCCAUCACCGACACCACCACUUGUAACGUCACCCGAUGGGACAACGAAACCCGCCCAGCAGCAGCACAUCACGCUGGAUGAGGGCGAUUGCAGUGCGGGCAAGAAGGUGGGUGAAAGCGCGGCGGGUAAGGGAAGUCCCCGGCGGGUGUCCGUGGACCAACCGCAACAAUCCACCCAACCUAGCACAAUUGCUAAAAACAGCACCAACAACGACAAUACCAGCACAUCAUCGACCAAACGCACGACCACUAACAGCACCUCCGAUACCAUAGCAACCGAGCGCAGUAGUACGAAGCGUGGUGCGAUGGCUCUGACCAAAGCAACCACCACCACUACUAGCAAGCUAGGAGCUACUUUAAGCACAAGCACGGUCGGUCCGUCGGCGAAUGCUUCGACCGGUCGGAUCAGCCCAUCGCGUAGUUACGACGAUAUGAUCAAAUUUGUUUUCACAGAGCACGGCAUUAAGGUCAUAAGCGAUCGCGAGUACGUAGUGUAGAUGAGCGUUUUGAGAUUGACGCGAGCGCUUAGAUUUACGCUAGACCCGUAUUGCUCGGUUGCGACGCACGCAUUCUCAUUCGCGUAAGUACGUUGGCUGCAGAUGGACGUGCAAAAAAUAGUUAGUUGCCAGUGAUUUGUAUGUAGCUCGCUCUGUUGACAAAUUGGUUCCCUAGUAGUGGCUGUUAGUAGGAAAAAGGCCCAAUUCUAUUAGACAUUAGUGUUUAUAUACUGAACAAGUAUAUUCCGUACGCUUACCUUCUUUCGUUUCGCAUCUUCUAAACCUAUUUAAUGCAUGUUUAGAGACGUUUAAUCGUAUUUAGGAAUACUUCAAUCGUUAUUUUUACGAGUAAUUAAAACAUUACUUUCAUUCUCUCAUUUUAGGUCCUGAAAAAGAUGAAAAUAGCUGCUUGUCCAGUGUAAGAGAUGGUCAAUUGCGCAACGAUGAUACCCUUUUCCGUACGAAAUUACACACCAAAUAAUGUCUAUAUGUGGUGGAUUCGUGCCUAGUUCCUUACUUUUUUUAAAGAAAAUAUUCUAUUAGCUUGUUAAUAUUUAUUUACUGUUUACAAACAUCACAUGUUGCGUACCUUAGAAAACAAAGAAACAGAAGGACAAGAGAUAGCUCAAAAAUGUAUAAACUCCCUUCAUCUAGGGUCUUAUGAAAAUGUACUCAGCCGUAUUUAAGCUAAGUUUGGUUUCACACUUUUAAACGUACGCAUUAAUGCUUUGUGGCGGGUAGCGCGUCCACAACAUGAACAUAGGCGAGCAAUUUUAUAGUUCACAUUGCGUAGAAAACGGGUGAAAUGGCCGCAUGUUUGCCGCCCGUUAGGCUGAUUUCUUCUUCGCCGGUGCCCCGGAAUCGAACAACGGUAGACAAAUAGGUGAAUGUGAUUAGAUGGAAGACUUAAUAAAACUAAGUAGUUAUGGAUAA
Messenger RNA from Anopheles moucheti, 2667 nucleotides. RefSeq lists its product as uncharacterized. The coding region runs from base 205 to 1734 and encodes 509 amino acids. Gene Ontology annotation, biological process: NAD+ biosynthetic process. The transcript is spliced from 5 exons. Gene Ontology annotation, molecular function: nicotinamide-nucleotide adenylyltransferase activity; nicotinate-nucleotide adenylyltransferase activity. The record is from RefSeq and is a predicted model, not a curated record. NCBI's taxonomy places the organism in Eukaryota, Metazoa, Arthropoda, Insecta, Diptera, Culicidae.